Aspergillus vadensis CBS 113365 is the source of this 1175-nucleotide messenger RNA. RefSeq lists its product as uncharacterized. The coding region runs from base 501 to 1097 and encodes 198 amino acids. The transcript has 3 exons. The record is from RefSeq and is a predicted model, not a curated record. NCBI's taxonomy places the organism in Eukaryota, Fungi, Ascomycota, Eurotiomycetes, Eurotiales, Aspergillaceae.
GUAGUACUUAGUCCAGCUAGCAGCAGUAUCUAUCUAGUUCCUUUAGUUAUACUACUUGCUAGUAGUUUAAACGCAUCCAAUCGCUCUCCUCCACUGGUUCUCAUUCACGUCCCGGAAGCAAGAAUCUGCUGCUCGAAUAAAAUAAAUCAGACUAAAAUAAAUAAACAGCCGGAAUUCCUGUCUUGUUUUUGCUGCCCCUUCCCGUUUUGUCCUCUUAUCGCCGGCUUUCUUCUUUCUUCCCUCCGUCGCUUCCUCUUCUUCGCUUCUCUUCUCUUCUCCUCUUCCUCUUCCAUUCUUCUGCUGCCUCUUCUUCUUCUUCUUUCUCCUCCUGGUCUCUCUUCUUUCCUUCUCCUCUCCCAUUCCAUCCAUCCAUUGAUUGUCUGCCUCUUUUAUCUCAUUGCCAGACUAUCCAAUCCCAGAUAAACAUCUCAUACCUCACCAACAAUCUAUCUUACUUCCUGCAUUUCCUGCUUAGCUCUACCAGCAGUAGCUCUUUCGCCAUGCUUCCUCUCGUCUUGAUGUCUCUGGCUGUCGCGGCCACCGCGUCCAGCAACUACACUCUUCCCAGCGACUUCAACAUCAGCGCCAUCAGCUUGUCGGAGCGAAACUCCUGGUGCACUGCUGAGCGCAACUCUUGCCCUGAAAUCUGCGGAGGUGUUGCUACGAGCAACUCGUGUGAUCCGAGCACCCUGGACUUCUCUUGCGUCUGCUCCAAUGGCUCCACUGCCGAUGUCGCGGAGUACACUCAGACCAUCCCCUUCUUUGUCUGCGAGGCCACCUACGCUCAGUGCAUUGAGGACUCGCCCUCUCUCGAUGAGCAGGAACAGUGCCAGGAGACGCGCGACAAGGACUGUGGCACGCUGAAUGCGUCGGCCUCAAGCACUACUUCUUCGACCACCACGACGGCCGCCUCUCUGACCACGUCCACGGGCUCGUCCAGCAGCACCGGUUCGGGUAGCAGUGGAUCGAGCGCCUCUACCACCAGCAGCAGCAGCUCGUCUUCUACCACUGCCAACGCGGCGAUGCGUCUGGCUCAGGAGCACGCCACGGGCCUGUUGGCGACCGUGCUGUUCGUUGGUUUGCGCCUGAUUCUGUAAAUGAUCAGUCUUGGGUGAAAGAGAGAUGGGGAGUACUGUUAUUGCUGGAUGUAAUAAUCACAUUGGGGUCGCAAUUGG